This is a messenger RNA of Spodoptera frugiperda (fall armyworm), 3908 nucleotides long. It is a transcript of the gene Syx16, whose product is annotated as syntaxin-16. The transcript has 5 exons. Gene Ontology annotation, cellular component: membrane; endomembrane system; SNARE complex. Lineage: Eukaryota; Metazoa; Arthropoda; Insecta; Lepidoptera; Noctuidae. The record is from RefSeq and is a predicted model, not a curated record. Gene Ontology annotation, biological process: vesicle fusion; intracellular protein transport; vesicle-mediated transport. Gene Ontology annotation, molecular function: SNAP receptor activity; SNARE binding. Bases 99 to 1127 code for a protein of 342 amino acids.
AAAUGUCAUCCGCUGUCUAUCGUCGUGUCACGAUAUCAGAGAAAAUAAACACUUUUCCCGAAUUUUUUACAGUAAAAUAAUAAAAAUCAUUCGCGAAAAUGGUGUCUAGGAGUUUAACUGAAGUGUUUGUGUUGAUGCGUAACAACGCUAUACACAGCCGGCACAUAUUUGCGGACCAGCGUCCAAACACGGGACAGCACAAUGACUCGGAGAGGGUUCGGCUCAUGCGGAGUAACUCCCAUGACCUGGAGUCCGGGCUGGAGAUGAGGACGGACUCCCACGCACCUCCGCCUUGGACCGAUGCGUUGGAGGAAGCACACUAUGUUAUCACUAGGUUAAGAACAAAACUAUCAGAGCUGCAGUCUCGGCACGAGAAGCAGAUCCGACGUCCGUCGCUGGACGACACGACGGAGCAACAGCACAUACAGCGCCUCACCGCCGAGAUCGGCCGACACUUCACACAUGCGCACACACACCUCACCGCUAUCAAGGCGCAGAUACGACACGGUAACCCUACAGAGCAGAAGUUAGCGACGAACGUAGUGCUAGCACUGGUCACCAUACUCCAGGACCUGAGCGUCACCUUCCGUACAGCGCAGUCGACGUACCUGAAAUCCCUCACCUCGCGAGAAGAACGCUCCAACGCCUACUUCGAACUCCCGAACUUCGAGGAACUGAGCCUCGACGACAAUGAGCUCCUCCCAGGUUUGUCCAACAACCAAACAGACUUACUAUUCUCACUCCCUAGCACUUCUGGCACUCAGAAAUUUGACGAUAACGAUGACUUCUCAAGACCAGCUCUCAACCAAAAGCAACUCUUGCUAAUGCAAGAAGAAAACACAAGAGAUGUGGCGGAGAGAGAAGAAGAAGUGAAUAAAAUAGUUCGUUCUAUAGUGGACUUGAAUGAUAUAUUCAAAGACUUGGCACAUAUGGUCCAUGAGCAAGGCACGGUGCUGGAUAGGAUAGACUAUAAUAUAGAGCAGACGCAGGUCCAGGUUCAUGAAGGGUACAAACAGCUGCAGAAGGCGGAGAGGUACCAGCGGUCCAAUAGGAAGAUGCACUGCAUCCUUAUACUAGGAGUCACCAUCAUAGUGUUAGUAAUCCUCCUCAUCAUUGUCAAGAGUUAGUUUUGGAGGUGACAGCAGAAACUGCCUUAUUUUACGUAGUCGAUACGAGCCGAACGGCCGGACCGUGGAUUCUUUAUCGCUUUACCUUCGGAGUUAGGUCGGAGUUAUUAUUUAUUCAGUUCAAUGGUCUACAGUAACUGAUGGUGGGUAAUGUACAGCGAGCUAAAAGGAGAUGAUUGGCUAAUAUCGACUUUAUAGUAUUCUCACACAUCACCUGUGGUUUGGACUGAAAAAAUUACGAAGAAAAUGCUCUAUGGAGUCGACGUUAAUUGAUUAUCUCUUUAUUUUCAGACUCCUGUGUAUUUAAAGUGUUAAUACAUUACCUACUAAAGAAAUCUACAGCCCUUUAAUGAAUGAUUUGCAAACAUUUAUUCUUAGUUAACAAAUUACAUGUACAACUUAAAAUAUUGUAGCAAAGACAUCACCGGGCUUCCUCCUCUGUCAUAAUAUUAAGAUAUAUUAUAAAAAAAAAAUAGUAUUUGAAAAUCAAUACAUGACUAAAAACUCAAUAGAACCAUUUUGGAACUUCAUCAAAUACAAAUAAUAUUAAUAAUGAUCCCAUAGUAAUUAUAUCCCACUGUUUACCUAAAAUGUUAUUAAAGUGUUAAAUCUCGUUAAAGUUGUUGAAUGAAGGAAUCCGAUUGUUAUCUAAAUUAUUUUAGUAAAUUAUUGUCUGUAUAUAAACGAGCGACCAUAUUGUGUAAGGAAUUAUGGAACAAGAUACUUAGAUUGAGCAUUCUUUUGGGGCCUAAUUAAUAGGUAGAUGACGCUAAAGUUAUUUGCCAAGUCAUCUUAAAAGGUACCUGGUUAUUGAAUAAUUUUAAAAUUGGUUUUAACAUUCCAUUAGGUUUAUACGCAAUAAAUUGUACAACCAAUAAAAAAGAUCAAAAUAGAAAAAUAUUUUUCAAAAUAAAGUUAGUAGUAAUGUUGCAGGUUUUCGGUAAAAUUCGACCAUAUUACUAUUACUUAUAUAAACCACAAUAACACAAUCCCAUGUGGGUAGGCAGACAUAUACAGGAAUUUUGCUAUUGCAAGUAUUAUACAUCCCCCUAUAACAUGGGACUCAUAACAUAACUGGUAAAAACCAACUGUUAAAAAAUGUUAAAGCCAAGGAUACACUAGAGGACAAUGAAUGUCCCACGGUGGGACAUUAAUCCCACGACAUGUCAUGAUUUUGCCUGACAUAAUAUUUGGCUACAUAGCGCGACAUAAUAAUUAUCUGGCUACACUGGUCAUAGGAUAGCCGAGCGAUGUCUCGCGAUAUUGCCAGACAUGUGUAGCGAAGUCCGGCAACAUCCCGCUACUUCACCCGACUUCACUGUCGACACUUAUCGCAGGACAGAUUUUAGACGUCUAGUGUAUCCUUGGCUUAAAUUGGAUUAAAAAAUAAUAUAUGUAUAUUCACUUGUUCAGCCAAAAUGAGGUCUAAUGCUAAUACCAUAUUUGGUCGUUUACCCACACACAACUUUACUAUAUUAUAUUUUACUUAAAUAAAUAACUUUGUAAUUUUGGUCCCAAAGAGUGUCUCGAUCAAACGAUAAGUUGUGUAAACGAUGCACACGUUCUAGUCUUUAGGUAUGUACAUUGUAAGAUAUGUAAGUAUUAGUUAAGGAGUAUUUAUUUCAACUAAACUAUGUAUGAGUGUUACUUUGUACCUGAGCAGGAAAUGAAAUUAUGGGACAAUUUUGUAGUAAACUUAAUAUGUAGUAUAAAAUAUUGUUUCCUAGAUAUUGCUUUCAAUAUGUAGAAGGCUAACAGACCAUAGUUCCCUUAGUACGAGUUUGCUUUAAGUUUAAAGUAAUUGAAACGAGAACGCGUUCGGCGCUUUGUUUGGUUGGUUCAUUCGAGCCGGUAAAGCAAACUUAUACUAAAGGUACAGACUGAUCAAAAGGUUGGUAAUAAACGUUUGAAUGAUAUUUUGUAUGAUUGCGAAGGGGUGUUACCUACCGUGCUUUGUAUCCAAAUUAUAUAAAGCUGUUUGCGUAUGUAUGAAAACGACUGAUUGCAAAAAAAUAUACCUACAGUAUGUAAUUGAAGCCUUUUCAAAAAUGCUGACGCUUGCACAUCUACCUGCCCAUAUGUCAAUAGAUUUUCAACUUUAUUACAAAUUUAUGAAGUUGCAAAAUGUAUUACAGCAUUAUAACAGUUUGGUAUAGCUUUAUGUGCAGGCUUUGUACUUUAAAUCACUUAUUUUUACAUUAUUCUGCUCAGGCAACAUUGUCGUUGUUGUUACUGUGUGAUAGUGAGUGUGUGCCAAUGUUCGAGUAAAGGAAUGUCAAAAGUGUAAUUUAUUUGUUGAUACUAAACAAUUUGUCACCAAAACUAUUAAAUUAUUUGCAAAAUAUUACAUUACCUAAUACUAAGUUGUUUUUUGUUUCAUUUACGCAUUGAGUAAUGGAAAUAAUUGUUCGAAUUCUUGUAACUUUUAUAUAAUUUGCUUUAUUGUCACAGCUUCAGAAUUUUUCGAAUCAAAAUUGUAAAUUUUAUCAAAAUUAAGAUGAAGAUCUUAUACAUAUUUAACUUAAAUUAAUCAACUGUUAUAUACACUUGUAUAUGUAUAAUAAAUAACUAUAGUAGUAAUAAAUGAAGUGUAAAAUAAAUGCAAUAAAAUAAAGAAGGCCGCCGCAAUGGCGCCAAUGUUGUUAAAGAACAUUCUAGAUGGUUCCCUAAUGAUAACUUUUGUAUUGUACCUAAUGUAUUUAUUUACAAAGUUGUGUAAAUAUUGUUUACUUACCUAUAAAUGACAUCAAAGUGAUAAUAUAUUACAGAAUAUUCCAACUA